Somion occarium is the source of this 1597-nucleotide messenger RNA. The record is from the annotation of a GenBank genome assembly. NCBI's taxonomy places the organism in Eukaryota, Fungi, Basidiomycota, Agaricomycetes, Polyporales, Cerrenaceae.
CCAUCCAUGUCUUCUCAAAUCCCGUCAUAUGAUUACAAAUGAACCUUUCACGUUGUUGACUGUCUCUUAUCGGUCCCGAUGUUAUGUGAGAGCAGGAUCCCUGAGCAUCGCAAUCCAUGUCAUUUCUUAUCGCCGUCAAUCCAUCUUACAUUAAGUCGCGUCGACGACGCGCUUGUGGCUGAAAACGUCGGAGAUUAAAUUUUUCACACGCCCGCUUUAGUCUCGCGUCUUGUUCCACCCAAUAUCUAAUAUUCUAUCUUUAACCUUCGUGGUAUCUGUACGAACAUGGCUCGGGCUACUCGAUCGCAAAGACAGUCUUCUCAGUCUCAGCAACCAGCGCGUCAUGCUCCACGAGGUACACAAUCACAAAGGCGUCGUGGACAAACAGAAGAGGACGAGGAGGAAGAGGCACAGCAGGACGCUAUGGAAGAAGAUGCGGAAGCUGAUAAGGACGCCGAUGAUAUUGUCAGGAAAGCUAGUGACCUCGUCCGGUUAGCCCUAUUCACAGAACAUAGACGGGCACCUCUACGGCGUGACGAGAUCACCAAGAAAGUACUUGGCUCCAAGUCUCGCGUAUUCCCUGAGGUCUACAGCCGUGCACAGGACAUCCUCCGCAAGACUUUUGGUAUGGAACUUGUCGAGCUGCAAUCACGUUCGGAAGGAGACGAUGAUCCCAAUCAGAAGGAAAAGAACGCAAUGGGCCUCAAAAAGAAAGCCACGUCUUCUGGGACAAAAACAUACAUUUUGCGAUCAAUGCUUGAUCCUGCGCUCAUUGAACGUGCAUGUGCCCCAAACUCAGCAAUUCUGAAUGUAGAACAGACCGAGGGCAAAGUGGGAACAUAUAACGAUGACGACGACGAUGACAACCGAGUUGGUACGCGAAGUACUGGCUCGAUAUUUGCAUGGCAUCAUGCAGAUGAACUUGGUUCUGUUGGUAUCCUCUACGUGAUACUCGCCCUCGUUUUGGUCAAUGGACGAGCAAUCAGCGACAAUGACUUGCGUGCACUUCUCAAACGUCUUCGCCUCUCGGCAACGGCGCCAAUACCGCUUAGCAGCCAAUCCACACACCAAAAUCUAACAACAGAUGCCUACCUCCUUCAACUCAUACGUCAAGGAUAUCUCGACCGACGAAAAAUUGGCGAGCAAAAGGGAGCUGCUGGCGGCAAGAAACGCGGUCGAGCAGCGCCUUCAGCACAAGCAGCCAACGGCGACGACGAUUCGAAUACGUUUGAAUGGCGAUGGGGUCCGAGAGCCAUGAGCGAGAUUGGGGAGGUGGGGAUUGCACAGUUCGUUGCGGCGUUCAUGGUACAGAGAAGAGGCAAUGUUGAUGACGAUGAUGAUGAGGGUGAUCGUGAAGACGCAGCAAUGAGAAGACAGAUUGAGAAGAUGGUGCAGGGAAUUGAAAAGGCAGCAUCUGGAAGGUUGCUGGAUAUCACAGGGAGGUAAUAACUUCCACACCGCGGUUUCCCGUUUCCUCCAUGUCUGUGCUUUUCUAUAGUACUCCCAUCUAAUUAGAUUGUAGAGUAUGCUCAUAUUCCUUUGCUGGCUAUCGCAUAUUGUAAUUCUAGUUCUCUUCUACACUCCAUAGUACUGUAUU